GGGCCGCGCGCGGCGGUGUUUGAAUGGCUCUGAGUGGGGCCCGGCUUGGGAUCCGGAGGACGCUCUGAGCUGCCGGGCGCGGUUCGUCAGCACAGUGCCCGGGCUCAGGCGCUGCGGUACCAUGAGGCACCGGCACUUAAGAGAUUAUGGCAUUUGAUACUCACCAUGUUAAAAAACGGAACUUCUCUAAUAGUAUUGAUCUUCCUAGAAAGAGGAUCUCUAAUUUCACCAGGAAGAACAUGAAGGAGGUUAAGAGAUCUCCAAAACAGUUGGCUACUUACAUAAGUAGAACAGUUGGACAAGCAGUGAAAAGCCCAGAUAAACUUCGCAAGGUGCUCUACCACAGAAAGUUAGUUCGUCAUUCCUUCCCAAAUCUUUGUUACAGAACUAAGCAGUCCCCUAACAGUGGGGGCUGUGACAUGGCAAAUAAAGAAAAUGAACUGGCUUGUGCAGGCCAUCUACCUGAAAAUUUACGACACGAUGGUCGGACAUUUGUGAUUAACACCAGUGAUUCUGGGUCUUCACAGACAGAAAACCCAUCAUCAAAAUAUAGUGGUUUCUUUUCUGAGGUUUCUCAGGACCAUGAGACAAUGGCUCAGGUUCUAUUCAGCAGGAAUUUGAGAUUGAAUGUAGCUUUGACUUUCUGGAGAAAGAGAAGUAUAAGUGAACUUGUAGCUUAUUUAGUGAGGAUAGAAGACCUUGGAGUUGUGGUAGAUUGCCUUCCUGUUCUAACCAAUAGUUUACAGGAAGAAAAACAAUAUAUUUCACUUGGCUGCUGUGUAGACUUAUUUCCUCUAGUAAAGUCUUUACUUCAAAGCAGAUUUGAAGAAUAUGUAAUUGUUGGCUUAAACUGGCUUCAAGCAGUAAUAAAAAGGUGGUGGUCAGAACUCUCAUCUAAAUCAGAAACUAUAAGUGAUGGAAAUAUUAAAAUUUUAAAGCAACAGUUGAAUGGAUUAUGGGAACAGGAAAACCAUCUUACUUUGGUUCCGGGAUAUACUGGUAAUAUAGCUAAGGACGUAGAUGCUUAUUUAUUACAGCUGCAUUGAGAGAUUUCAUCUUCUAAAGAGUAUUUGGUUAUUCAGACAGCGCUGGAUUAUAUGAUUUCCAAAAGUAGGUCUCUCCUGAGAACCGAGAACUGUGGAAGAAAUAAAACCAUUUUUUUUUUCUUUUAAAAAGCCACAUAAUAAAACCACUAAUGAAAUCCUAACAAUCUACUUCACAUUGAAGUGGAAAUAUCCAGAAGGAGCGGCUUCAACUUCAAUGAGGUGAAAGUGCACUAUGAAGACUGUUUGCCCUUGCUGCAUGCAGAAUUAAAUGGCCAUUUGGUAGCGCUGUUUAAGAACUACUGGGUCUUAACUCAGUCCUGCAUAAGAAUAUGAUUUAUAGUAUGUAAAAAUAAGAUAGGACUUAUUUAUUAUCAGGAACUAUAAAGACCAAUCAUUAAAAUUUUUAUUGUGUUUUAU
This is a messenger RNA of Arvicanthis niloticus (Nile rat), 1463 nucleotides long. RefSeq names its product katanin regulatory subunit B1 like 1 (gene Katnbl1). The record is from RefSeq and is a predicted model, not a curated record. Lineage: Eukaryota; Metazoa; Chordata; Mammalia; Rodentia; Muridae. Gene Ontology annotation, cellular component: nucleolus. Gene Ontology annotation, molecular function: microtubule binding.